AUGACUUCUAAGAUUACAAAUAUUCUUCUUAUUGGUGAAAAAUAUACACUCUAUACAAAUUAUUUUAUAUUUUUUAUUGGAAUUAUUGGAAAUUUUCUUAAUAUUCUUGUUUUUACUGAUUUAAAAAUCUUUCAAAAAAAUCAAUGUAUUUUAUAUUUUAUAACCGAAUCAAUAUCAAAUAUAUGUCAAUUAAUUAUAUUUUUUCUUAUAUAUUUAUUAAUAUCCAUAUAUACAAUUGAUCCAGCAAAUUUAAUACUUUUCUGGUGUAAAUUUCGUGGUAUGAUGAUUACAAUAUGUACAUUAAUAUCAUUUUCUGCAAUAUGUUGUUCUGCAUUUGAUCAAUAUCUUUCAACAAGUCCUCAAUUUAAUUUAAGAAAAUUAAGUACGAUUAAAUUAACUGAAAUUCUUAUAUUUACAGCUAUGAGUAUUUCAUUAUUACAUAGCAUUUCAUUUUGUAUUUUUUUGGAAAUUCAAGAUUCUUUCUGUCGUAUUUUCGAUUCAAUUAUGUCUCGAUAUUUAUCUUAUUUUUAUUAUCCAAUUUUAUCUGGAAUUUUACCUAUAUUUAUUGCAUCAUUAUUUAGUAUCUUAGCAUAUCGUAAUGUUCGACGAAUAGUUCAAUUGCAAAUGCCACUUGUUCGUCGACGACUUAAUCAACAAUUAACAGCAAUGGUACUUGCUCGUAUUAUUGUAUUUGUUUUUUUAACAUUACCUUAUGCUAUUCAAAGAAUGUAUAUAUAUCUUCCAAAUGUUGAGAAAACGAAUCAUUCUCGACAUGCAGUUGAUAAUCUAGUCGAAAGAAUUAUCAGUUCAUUUUUCAAUUUAAAUUAUGCAGGAUCUUUCUAUAUAUUUAUGGCAUCUUCAUGGCGAUUUCGUCGUCAAACAAAAAAUGUUUUAUUAAAAAAAUUUUGGCGACGAUGGAAACGACGACCUUGUAAUGAUAAUCAAAUUUAUCCAAUUGGCUAG
Messenger RNA from Rotaria sordida, 963 nucleotides. The record is from the annotation of a GenBank genome assembly. Lineage: Eukaryota; Metazoa; Rotifera; Eurotatoria; Philodinida; Philodinidae.